AUGAAUAGUUCAAGGAAAUAUAAUUAUAGGUGGUUAUACCUCUUUGCCAAUUUAUGCGUAACGUUCUUUUGUGGUUCUACUUUUGUCUCCAAAUAUGAUGCGAAUGUAGUGAAGACUUUUUGUGAGGAGCAAUCGUGUCAAAGGGAGCACGUGUUCGGGAGGAUUCUUGCACAAGCAGGGGUACAGGGCGUACUAAGUGCAAGGAAUGAAUUAAUGAAUUUUAGAAGAAGAUCCAUUUAUUCCAACAUGGAUAGACUUAUGGAUUGUUUAUUUAGGGGAUUUUUAGAUACGUUAAUGUGGUAUACUGAAGAAUUUUACAAAUCAGAUGGAAGUGUAGGUGCUAACAAUAAUGCAAUGAUUGAAAAAAUUAUUAGAACACAAAUGUACGCAGAAGGAGUUACUCUUUCAAAUAGAACGGUAACUAAUGAAGUGAUUAGAACAAAGGAGCGCCACGACGAAAUUGCAGCACAGGGAACUACCUCCGAGGUAGUGAAACGUAUGAUGAAGAUGUACGAACUUGAAAAUAACUUAUCCAAGGAAACGAUGAAAAAAGUUACUGCUCCUAAUAGAACAGAAAGCAUACAUGACAUCUUGAAUACAGAAAAGAUAAAACUUAAAAUUAAGAAGAAGUUGGUAACAUUUCCGUACACUUACAAUGAUGCUAUUAUUGAUUCUGUGUCGUCCAGAAUUAUUGGACGCGUUACGGACAUAUCUAAGGACGAAAAUAUUAUGUAG
Messenger RNA from Plasmodium fragile, 735 nucleotides. RefSeq lists its product as uncharacterized. The record is from RefSeq and is a predicted model, not a curated record. The transcript has a single exon. Bases 1 to 735 code for a protein of 244 amino acids. Lineage: Eukaryota; Apicomplexa; Aconoidasida; Haemosporida; Plasmodiidae.